Molecule: messenger RNA, 2642 nt
Organism: Cucurbita pepo subsp. pepo (vegetable marrow)
Lineage: Eukaryota; Viridiplantae; Streptophyta; Magnoliopsida; Cucurbitales; Cucurbitaceae
Source: RefSeq, a predicted model, not a curated record
UUUAUGUGGUGACAGGUGAUAAAUAGGGAGAGGUUCUCUCAUCCGACGGACGAGGCCGAAUAACAGUCAACAAUUUCAGCAGUGAAUUGCAAAAUUUUCCCGGGAAAGUAAUUUGAUUCCGGCGAGAAAGUUUCUUCAAUUCUACACCUGCUCCGAUUACGUCUCCAUUCAUUGAAUCAAUGGUGGAGCUCUAGUUUUUCCUCUCCCAACUGAUUGAGAUUCAUCGGAGCCUGAACAAUUCCUUGCUCUGGUUUUGCGCAUGGAGAUUAGCUACGCAUCACCUAGCGCGUCUAGUCUUGCUUCCUCUAAUUCUGCCCUUUCAUCCAUGCCUUCCUCCACCCGACCGGUCAAGGUCAUUCCCUUGCAGCAUCCUAGUACCACGUCGUCCUCGCCGGCCGGUGGUUAUUCCGCUGGCGUUCUGGUGAAGAAAUGGACGGGGAAGGUUAAGCAGAUGACUUGGAUUAACUGGAUGGAGCUUCUGCUACCGUGCUCGCGUUGGAUUAGAACGUAUAAAUGGCGGGAGUAUUUACAGAGCGAUCUCUUGUCCGGGAUUACCAUUGGCAUCAUGCUCGUUCCGCAGGCAAUGUCUUAUGCGAAAUUAGCCGGGCUUCAACCAAUAUAUGGACUUUAUUCUGGUUUUCUCCCUUUGUUCGUCUAUGCAUUUUUUGGUUCUUCUCGUCAGCUUGCUGUUGGUCCAGUAGCAUUGGUUUCUCUCCUGGUUUCUAAUGUCUUGGGUGGAAUUGUCAAUUCAUCUGAGGAACUAUAUACUGAACUUGCGAUAUUAUUGGCACUCAUGGUUGGAGUAUUGGAAUGUGUGAUGGGGCUCUUGAGGCUUGGGUGGCUUAUUCGCUUUAUCAGUCACUCUGUAAUCUCUGGCUUUACUACAGCUUCUGCCAUUGUGAUUGGAUUAUCCCAAGUGAAAUACUUUCUGGGGUAUGAUGUAUCAAGAAGUAGCAAAAUUGUGCCUCUAAUUGAGAGCAUAAUAGCUGGAGCAGACGGGUUCUUGUGGGCACCGUUCAUAAUGGGAUCAGUUAUCCUUGCAGUACUUCAAAUCAUGAAGCAUCUGGGAAAAACAAGGAAGCACUUACGGUUUCUCAGAGUUGCUGGGCCCCUUACAGCAGUUGUUAUGGGUACAACAUUGGCGAAAGUAUUGAAUCUGCCAUCCAUUUCAUUGGUUGGAGACAUUCCCCAAGGCCUUCCGAAGUUUUCUGUUCCUAAAAGUUUUGAGCAUGUGAAGUCGUUGAUUCCAACUGCCUUUCUGAUCACAGGAGUAGCUAUNUUGGAAUCUGUUGGGAUUGCGAAAGCAUUAGCAGCCAAGAACGGGUACGAGUUAGAUUCAAAUCAGGAGUUAUUUGGUCUUGGAGUAUCCAAUGUUGUUGGCUCGUUCUUUUCAGCAUAUCCCACAACAGGUUCUUUCUCAAGAUCAGCUGUGAACCACGAAAGUGGAGCAAAAACUAGCUUAUCUCAGAUUGUUACAGGAGUCGUUAUGGGCGGUGCCCUUCUUUUCUUGACUCCAUUGUUUGAGCACAUACCUCAGUGUGCUUUGGCCGCCAUUGUGAUUUCCGCUGUAAUAACUUUGGUGGAUUACGACGAGGCUAUUUUUUUGUGGCGUAUAAAUAAGAAAGAUUUUCUUCUUUGGGUGAUUACUGCCAUUACUACGUUGUUCCUUGGUAUUGAGAUUGGUGUCUUAAUUGGGGUGGGUGUUUCACUGGCCUUUGUCAUUCACGAAUCUGCAAAUCCACAUAUGGCUGUAUUGGGGCGUCUUCCUGGCACAACUGUGUACAGAAAUAUUCAACAGUAUCCUGAGGCAUAUACUUACAAUGGAAUUGUGAUUGUUCGGAUUGAUGCACCAAUUUAUUUUGCAAACACGAGUUACAUCAGUGACAGGCUACGUGAAUAUGAAGUUGAAGUGGACCGAUCUACUGGUCGUGGGCCAGAUGUUGAAAGAGUCUAUUUCGUGGUUAUAGAGAUGGCACCUGUUACUUACAUAGAUUCAAGUGCUGUCCAGACUCUAAAAGAUUUGUAUCAAGAGUACAAACUUCGUGAUAUUCAGAUUGCCAUUUCCAAUCCGAAUCGAGAUGUUCUACUUACAUUUUCAAGAUCUGGCGUUGUUGAGCUUAUCGGGAAGGAGUGGUUUUUUGUUAGAGUUCAUGAUGCAGUUCAAGUUUGUCUUCAGCAUGUGGAGAGCCUAAAGGAAACAACCACGAGACCAGUUUCUUCUCCAAAUGAUGCAUCGACCUAUAUCCAAAGGUUAGUGAAGUCUAGAAAUGAGGAUUUAUCAGUGAGCCAAUUAGAGUCAGGCUUCCAAAAGCUUCCAAGUUCUAAUGAAAUUGACCCUCAAUUGGAACCAUUACUGUCUCGAAAUCCUUGAAAAUGAUUUGGUCCUUAGUAAUUUUUUAUUCGCAUGCGUAGGAUGUCGAUUAUUUUGUAAAGCCGUGCAUAUGUAUGCUUUUAUUGUCCCAAUUUACUUUGUGUAUGUAAAUCGAAUUGUGGUGGUGAUAUUGAGAGAAAAAUUAGUCUAUUUUGUAAAGAUUUCGAGAUGAAUUCGGGUUGAUUAUGAAUUCAGUUUGAUGUAUGCUACGAACAGCCAAAAAGUGGAUAUGGUUUGAUAUUAUGAAUGCUAAUGCAAUUGGGUUUUUUAA